Microcebus murinus (gray mouse lemur) is the source of this 2790-nucleotide messenger RNA. It is a transcript of the gene IFI44, whose product is annotated as interferon induced protein 44. Gene Ontology annotation, biological process: immune response. The record is from RefSeq and is a predicted model, not a curated record. NCBI's taxonomy places the organism in Eukaryota, Metazoa, Chordata, Mammalia, Primates, Cheirogaleidae.
UGGGUUGGGCAGACUGAGUUUCAGUUUCCUUUCUCUGAGUCUCUGAAGCCUCAAGGUUGCUGCAGACUUUCUGCUUCCAUUUUGUGCCUGCACAGCUGUCUAGACAGAGCAGCUAACCUCAGGUGCAGCCCUUGUGCAGAUACUACAACAGAUUGAGAAGUAUGGAAGUGACAACUGGUUUGACGUGGUUGCAAGAGAAGCUACUGCAAAAUUAUUUUGGAGGAAAGAAAUUUAGCCUUCUCUAUAAGGCUAGUGUCCAUGGAUUCUCUGGCGUAGAGUUGUUUCGGAAGUGCUGUCAAGAAGCACCUACUAUGUCAGUGAUUUAUAGUAGAGAUUAUGUUAUGGGAGUAUAUGCACAAAAAAGUUACGAUGAAAUAGAUAAAUGUUCCAUCAUUCUUUUUGUACUUCAAGAUACUAAUAUUUCAAAAUGUGAAAUGAGUCUUCAGACGGCAUGGAAAUCUGGUAUAAUUUGGAGUUGUCAAGGUAAACUUUCUAUAAAUUUAGAAACAAAAGAUGUGAAGAUGGCCUCAAACAUCAUUGAAACCCUUGGACUACCUAAAAAUGAUCCUAUUUCCAUUCAGGAAUAUGAAGUUUUUCGUUGUGAAGAUUUAUUGGACAAAAGAAAGAUACAAGGGAUUACUAUGGACCGGGAGAGCUUAUUGUCUACUAUGAGAACUUAUAAGCCAUAUGGAGACCUGGUUCCCCAAGUGCGAAUUCUGCUGCUGGGUCCAAUUGGAGCUGGGAAGUCUAGCUUUUUCAACUCAGUGAAGUCUGUUUUCCGAGGCCAUGUAACAUGUCAGGCUUUGGUGGGCUCUGAUACAAGUGGGAUAUCUAAGAAGUACAGGACAUACUCUAUUAAGGAUGAGAGAGAUGGCAACUUCCUGCCAUUUAUUCUGUGUGACACACUGGGGCUGGGUGAGAAAGAAGAAGGCCUGUACACAGAAGAUGUAGUCUGCAUCUUAAAAGGCCACAUUUCUGACAGAUAUCAGUUUGAUUCCAUGAAACCAAUCACAUCAGGUCAUCAAAACUAUAUUGGCUAUCCCUUGGUGAAGGACAGAAUCCAUUGUGUGGCGUUUGUGUUUGAUGCCAACUCUGUUGAACGUCUCUCUCCUGAGAUAGUGGUAAAGAUCAAAAGUAUUCGAAGAGAGGUGAUAAAGUGUGGUAUAGUACACGUGGCUUUGCUCACUCAUGUGGAUAGCAUGAAUCUGAUUACAAAAGGUGAUCUUAUAGAAACAGACAGAUGUGUGCCUAUAAAGUUAAAGCGGGAGGCAGUCCAAAGAAAAUUUGGAUUUGCUCUUUCUGACAUCUUGGUGGUUAGCAAUUAUACCUCGGAGUGGGAGCUGGAUCCAGUAAAGGAUGUUUUAAUCCUCUCUGCACUGAGACAGAUGGUGUGGGCUGCAGAUGACUUCUUAGAAGAUUUGCCUCCUAAGGAGAGAGGAUCAGAUGUUCAAAGAAGAAAAUAAAUAGAAAAUACAUAUAUGAAACCUUCAAAUAUUAAUAAUUUUCAUCUCAUCACAGAAGAGUGACAUUGAGAAAGGAGAGAACAGAAAAAAUGGAAGUAAUGGAGACUGAAGAAGUAUACCUUAUUUACAUCUAGAAUGAAGAUACACAUAUAAAAUCAUAGUACUUAUAAAUAACUGGGAAUAGCAGCAAAGUCACAAUUGUGAAAAACAAUAAUAAUUUUUCUUGAAUUUGUAUUCUAUAUCUGUGAAAAAACAAAGUUUCUUAUAAAACCUGGGUCUAAUGUCUGUGUGGGGGGAGGGAGAUUUUGAAAAAUAUUUAUAACAUGACUUGUCAGCAUACUCUUUUCAUCUUAAUUUUCCCUUCUUAUUUUAUUUCUGAAGUACAUAUUUUUGUCUCUGUGGGUCCCCAUGUUAUAUUUUUUUAACCUAAAUGUUAUAUUUUUUAACCUAAAGCCAUUUUUUGCUUAAUAUUUGAACCUGUCUUCCAGAAUGUGGUAAUUAGUAAGAAUUCCACAAGACUAAAACUGAAAGGGACUAUAGCUUGAUUACUCUAUAUAAUGACUAUGUAAUGGCUACUCUAUGUUAUAGCUAUUUUAGUUUAGAUAAAACUCAACUUGAACUAUAUAAAAAAGAGGACUGUAGCACUAGAUCAAGUCAUCAAACCAUGGAAAGGGCUGGGAUUGAACUGGCUUCACAGAUGUUUGACUCUAGGAAUUCAAAGCUAUUUUUCUCUCUAUCUGUCUGUCUCUGUCUUUCUAUCUUUCUGUCUCUCUCUCUCUCUCUCUUUUUCUACUCCCCCAACACACAUACACACACACUCACCCCUAUCAUUUCUUCUUUUUGCAUGUUGCUGUCAUGAUCUCAGGCUAGCAUUCUUGAUCAUCUUAAACCAUCUGAAUCCAAGCUUCAGGCUCACAUUCAUUCAACUUUGUGACCAGAAAAGAAAAGGACAAUGACACUUUCCCAGUGUCAUUGUCAAAUACUCCAAAAAAGGACUGCAACUGAUCUGGCUUGAGCCGUAUGUCUACUCCCAGGAACAAUUACUUUGUCCAGACGAGCAAGGAAAUAUGACUAGCCCAUCUGAGAUCAUACCUUGCCAAGGAGGGUGAUUUAUUAUUGGAAGAAGAGAGUUAAUCAUGGACACAGGCACUGUUGGAUUAACUGAGCUAAAGAGGCAUCACAACAAAUAUAGACUCUGGGGAGUUUUUUUUUUCUUUUUUUUCAUCUAGUUCCUCUUUUAGACUAUAAGGUUUGUGGGCUGGGUGUGGUGGGUUCAUGCUCCUGUAAUCCCAGGGAUUUAGGAGGCCAAGGUGGGAGGAUUGCUUGA